AUGAUGGAUGUUUUGAACGUUCUGUCACAAUCUGAAAAGCCACUGCAGAAUGAUGUUGUGUUUCUAUUCAACGGUGCCGAGGAGAAUUUUCUGCAAGGCGCUCACGGGUUCAUAGAAGGUCAUCCUUGGCGGCACACCAUCCGCGCCUUCAUCAAUCUUGAAGGUACUGGAUCAGGUGGACGAGAAAUCUUGUUCCAGGCUGGUCCUGGAAAUUCCUGGCUUCUGCAGACCUACCUCGAAGCAGCUCCACACCCACAUUGCAGUGUAUUAGCACAGGAGAUUUUCCAGUCAGGAAUAAUUCCAUCUGAUACUGACUUCCGAAUUUUUCGAGAUCAUGGGCGUAUAUCAGGGCUGGAUAUUGCUUAUACGAAGAACGGUUGGGUCUACCAUACAGAGUUUGACGAAGAGUGGAGGAUUGAAGCCGGUGCAGUUCAAAGGUACUGUCAUCCCUCUGAUCACCGCUACUGCAUAUGCGCAUCAGGGGAUCAUUGA
This is a messenger RNA of Haemonchus placei, 492 nucleotides long. NCBI's taxonomy places the organism in Eukaryota, Metazoa, Nematoda, Chromadorea, Rhabditida, Trichostrongylidae. The record is from the annotation of a GenBank genome assembly.